AUGCGUCAUAAUCACCAGGAACGCCCGAACAUAAACCUAAUAAAUCCACGCCGAGAGAAUGAGAGCAACCUCAAAUCACGCCCAUCAACACUCAUCCCUUCCCUCCCUCACCCCCCGCCGGACCAUUACGUCGCCAACACAGACCUUCACCCUACGCCCCAUACCCCAUCCCCUACCCCUACCCCCGCACCACAAGAAACCACCUGCCCACCCAACCCAGCAAUUAACACAGAUAACGAAGAUCUCUACAAGCAACCGUAUGCUCUUAUCGCCCUAAAAUACUCUUCUCCUUACGACGAUUUUGAAAUCCCCGCCACCCACUCCUUAUCGUACUCGAGACAGCAGAGGCGCAUUCAAAAUACAAUUCAAAAUACAACUAAGUUAGAAAUCUCCGAGCACGACACAUGGUACCCUUACUUCUUAUAUCUGACGCCCACCGCCACAUCACAAGGACUCUUGAUAGACAGCGCAGGUGGACCCAAGAGGAGCACACGGCGCUCCAGCGAUUGCCUGCGCUGUUUCUUCCCCGUUGUGUCUCUGGCUCUCACUUUCUCCCUAUCGACAGAAACAAUAGAAGCAACAGCAGCAACAGAACCCACUGUACCAACAGUCCUAACAGAACGAAGAGUCCUAACAGAACCAACAGUACUAAUAGAAACAACAGAACCAAUAGUCCUAAAAGAAACAACAGUACCAACAGUAAUAACAGAACCAACAGUCCCAACAGAACUAACAGUACCAACGGAAACGACAGAACCAACAGCCCUAACAGAACUAACAGUACCAACAGAACCAGCAGUCUUAACAUUACCAACAGAAACAACAGUCCUAAAAGAACCAAAAGUACCAACGAUGGCAAAAGUAGAAGCAAAACCAACAGAAGCAAAACCAACAGAACCAAAAGUACCAACAGCACCACAGAACCACCUGUACCACCACUACCAACCCAGUCGCUUUCACGAGCUGCGCGGCGACGGUGCGGCCUCUUCCGCAACAUAA
Penaeus indicus is the source of this 999-nucleotide messenger RNA. RefSeq names its product zonadhesin-like. The transcript has 6 exons. The coding region runs from base 1 to 999 and encodes 332 amino acids. The record is from RefSeq and is a predicted model, not a curated record. Lineage: Eukaryota; Metazoa; Arthropoda; Malacostraca; Decapoda; Penaeidae.